AUGUCUGAAGCACAACAGCAAGAAGAACCACAAGUGGUCGAGACGCCGCAAUCUGAGGUAAUCUCCCACCAAAUGGAGAACGAGAACCAAAAGAGCCCUGAGACAGUUUCUCAGGGAGCAGAAGGUUCCGGAUCUAGUGCUGAAAAGGACACAACGCCAGUAGUGCCUGCCAAUGCUAUAAAAGGAGGUAGAGAAACUUCCGACAGAGUUCUUUACGUGGGCAAUUUGGACACCUCCAUUACGGAAGAAAUUCUAAAGCAGUAUUUUCAAGUUGGGGGGCCAAUUGCCAAUGUGAAAAUCAUGGUUGACAAGAACAAUAAUAAGGCAAAUUAUGCGUUUGUUGAAUAUCACGAAGCUCAUGACGCAAAUAUUGCUCUGCAAACUUUGAAUGGAAAACAAGUUGAAAACAAUGUUGUCAAGAUCAACUGGGCUUUUCAAUCUCAGCAAACCUCUCCUGAUGUAGAAACGUUCAAUUUAUUUGUCGGUGACUUGAAUGUUGAUGUAGAUGAUGAAACUUUAAGAAAUGCUUUCAAGGAUUUCCCAUCAUAUACAAAAGCGCAUGUCAUGUGGGAUAUGCAGACUGGCGGUUCAAGAGGUUAUGGCUUUGUUUCAUUUAGUAAUCAAGAAGAUGCUCAAAAGGCAAUCGAUGCCAUGCAAGGUACUGAAUUGAAUGGUAGACAAUUAAGGAUUAACUGGGCUUCAAAACGUGAAAACAAUAACAGCCAUAAUAUGAGUAAUAAUCAACGUCGCCAUAACAAUGGUCCUCGUGCUCCAGGAGGGUUCCGUCCUUUCCAUAACGGUAAUAGAGGUAUGUCAAUGCCUUCUCCAGCUUCAAUGGGCUUACCGCCACAGUUAGCUGGUGUUAUACCUCCACAGGCAGUUGGCGCUCCGCCUUCUGGACCUACUGUUCCACCGCCAGUAAAUCCGCAAGCUGUUGACGCUGUAAUUAGAAGGGCUCCACCAAGAGUCACAACAGCUUACAUUGGUAACAUUCCUCAUUUUGCUACAGAAGCUGAUUUAAUUCCAUUGCUGCAAAAUUUCGGCUUCAUUUUGGAUUUCAAACAUUACCCAGAAAAGGGCUGUUGCUUUAUCAAAUAUGACACUCAUGAACAGGCAGCUGUCUGUAUUGUCGCCUUAUCCAGUUUUCCAUUCCAGGGCAGAAAUUUAAGAACUGGUUGGGGUAAAGAAAGAGCAGGUUUGGUUCCAAUGAUUACUCAACAGCAACAGCCUAUGCACCAUAUAAUGCAUGAUCAGCAACACAUGCAAAUGCAACAAGAUGCAGUUCAAGAGCAACAUCAACAGCAACAACAACAGCAGCAGCAGCAGCAGCAGCAGCCACAGCAAGAAUAA
This is a messenger RNA of Zygotorulaspora mrakii, 1350 nucleotides long. It is a transcript of the gene PUB1, whose product is annotated as Pub1p. The record is from RefSeq and is a predicted model, not a curated record. NCBI's taxonomy places the organism in Eukaryota, Fungi, Ascomycota, Saccharomycetes, Saccharomycetales, Saccharomycetaceae. Gene Ontology annotation, biological process: regulation of mRNA stability; nuclear-transcribed mRNA catabolic process, nonsense-mediated decay; cytoplasmic stress granule assembly. The transcript has a single exon. Gene Ontology annotation, cellular component: cytoplasmic stress granule. Gene Ontology annotation, molecular function: mRNA binding. The coding region runs from base 1 to 1350 and encodes 449 amino acids.